AUGUAUAAGAAAGAAAAAUGUGCCGCUGCUUUAGUCGACGAUGUUAAUUAUGCAUUCGAUCUGAAUGUUAUUAACAGCCAAAAACCGGAAAGAUAUGUCAAAACGCACUGUCCGGAAGUAAAAAUUGAGGUUGACAAAAAGCGAAAGAGAAUCGUUGAAAACAACACAUCACAUGUAAGCAAAAAAAGUAAAGGGAUCAACAAGAUAGCUCAUAAUUUAAAUAAAGUAACCAAUCCUCGUAACCUUGAUUCUUUAUAUCAAGGAAAUUUAAAAGAAGCAAAUUUAUCUAGCAAUCAUCCAGAAAUUAACUUGAUUAAUCCCUCAAUGAUUACUAAUGAAAACAAAAAUUCAGAAAGUAAUCAUGUAACGAAUAUUCAUGAUAACGAUGAUUUUUUCGAUGGAUUGGAUGAUUAUUUAGAACGUACUAUGGGUGUAAGCAUCGCAAAUAAUCAUGCCAUUCGAGCUUCAGGUAAACACUGA
Molecule: messenger RNA, 480 nt
Organism: Meloidogyne enterolobii
Lineage: Eukaryota; Metazoa; Nematoda; Chromadorea; Rhabditida; Meloidogynidae
Source: the annotation of a GenBank genome assembly